Molecule: messenger RNA, 1715 nt
Organism: Plasmodium vivax (malaria parasite P. vivax)
Lineage: Eukaryota; Apicomplexa; Aconoidasida; Haemosporida; Plasmodiidae
Exons: 4
Coding region: 316-1251 (311 amino acids)
Source: RefSeq, a predicted model, not a curated record
GAACAAAAGUGUCAUAUUGUGAAAGAUCGCCAAGCGCAGGUCAAAUGGUAUCACCUCAGCUUGGGUAGAAGGGGCAAAUCGGCAAACUUCCCAGCAGUUCCCGCAUUGUAAAAAAAAAAAAAAAAGGAACUGCGUUGCGCUUCUCCUCAAAAGGGGAACAUACCUUUUGUUGUUUUUCCCGAAAGAGAAGGAAAAAAUGCUCUUUCGAUAGGUCCCCCCGUUUAAUGUGUUUUCUUUUUCAUGUGACACUCUUUGUUCCUCACCACUUCGCACCACAUCGAACAUGUGCGUGCCGCCCCCACCCUGCCCGCGUAAAUGUACAGGCUGGCGAACGGGGAAGUCCUCCUGCGCGUGAUUCUUUUCCUGGCCUGCACACAUAUAACCAUCCUGGUAAGUUCCCAACGAUGCUACAGUAGAGGUAACUGUAACGCCGCUCACUUACCCGAAGCCGCCUUCCACAAUGGAGUGAACAUAAGGAGACGGCCAUACUGCUUUGUAAAGCAAAAAGGAUGUCCAAAAAAUUGCGUAAAAAAGAUAAGCAACAAAUUGUACGAAGCAAACACGCAGAGACCAGAAAGGAAAUUCGAUUGUUACGAAUUAAACAUAAGAAAUGAUAAGAAAUUUGAAAAAUAUGCAAAAAAACCAGCUAGCCCGAUGGCCAACCUGUUUUAUUUUUCUCCUUUUAAAAAUAUCAUAAACAGUUUUGAACCUGUCGAUAUGGACAUCAAAAGGAAGUUAAGGGAAGAAGGGUUUCAAUAUGAAAAUGAAAAAUCAGAUUCGAAUAUUUUUCCAUCGUUAGAUGAAAUAAUAAGGGAUGGAGAUCCCUCCACCAACAUGCAUUUUUACAGAAGGAAAAGGCUAAAGAGCUUACUUUAUAGGGACCCCAACAGAUUUGUUAACGCCAGGAAGUUCAUCGAGAAUUACAAUAAAAGGGCUCCACCAGAUAAGCAGAUAAAUUAUGACUUGUUCAGGUGCGACAUUUUCUAUGUGCACUCUGAUGGAACUAUAAUGAACAUCGAGGAGAACAGACCCCCUUACGACAAGAAGCUGGAGGAGAACGAGCGGGAGAAGGAACCCAGAUUCGUCAUCAUGGCAGCGCCCGGACACGCCAAGGAACGCAACUUGAAGGUCGGCGACAAAUUCCCGGUGAUCAACGAAGAGCAGAAGAAGGUCCUGUUCGACAACCACUUCGCAAAGCCCAAAAAAAUCAGGGACCCCCUGGUCCUACCGGAUGGACGCAAAAUUCCGUAGCCUGCAGAAGGACGUGCGUAUAUCCGGUUGAAGAGGCUACAGAUGUGAGCAACUAUAUGUGGUUGACUAGAUGGCACAGCUGGGUGGGGUUACUUUUUCCCCCCUCCCCCCUCUGCAAUUCCGCUUGACCAUGUGUGCUUCCUUUUUUUAAAGGGCUGCCCCCGAAUGAGCUGUUAGGAGGACGAAGCCCAAUCGAGGGCAAACGGCAGGUGCACCUCCUUCUGUGCUGGCAAGUGAAAAAAAAAAGUUCCAUCGUAAGAGACUAGAGGGGAAACUUCGCACCAGUUGAGAUCCUCCACAGGGUUAGCUACUACGGUGAACUUCAUAUUUUCAAGCCAUUUUCUAUUCCUCUUGCUUAACUUUUUUUGUGCAUUUAGGAUAGCCAUUCCGUUGUCGUUACUUUUUAUUGGGUAAAAUUCAUCUUCUCUGGAAACUUCCAAAGAUAAAAUCCUUUUGGCGUAUUU